CGCACACGCAAACACACGCGCCCGCAGGCACACGCACGCACUCGGAGAGCUUCGCACAUUCCCACAAGCGCAGAAGAAGCGCUUUGGAGGAAUUGGAUGGAGCCGCCGCGUCUUCUCUCCGGCUCACAGGAAGAGAAACACGCUUUUCUCGCUGGUGUACAGUACUCAACCGCUUGUUCUUAAAAUACAACAUCCUUUUUAACCUUUUAUUUUUCCUCUUUUCUACGCGAAACCAAGUUUUCGGACGGGAAAAACACGGGGUAACGGAGAGUUUUACGCAUUGAGCGGAACCAGGAACGAGCGUCUUUUUUGUUCUUCAGUCGAAUACAGGAUAUUUCUCAUCUCGGGGAUUACAAACUGUGCAUUACCACUUUAAAUAGGCGGGAUGCGUUAAAGGAUUUCCCCUUCUAUCGUAAUUAGGAGGCUGUUUCACCCGCUUCUUUGUCCUGAGCGCACAGUAUUGGCGUAAAACGGGCUCCGCGCAAAAAGAGAAGGAUCUCGGAUUUGAAUUUGACCCAGACAGACUGUACCGAUGCCAACACAGCGUCUCCACCAGAGACCUUGGAUGUAGUAAAGAACUGCGCUGCUGCAUGUCUCCUGUCAUCCUCUUCCCCCCCCUGGUAUGGCUUUUUACUGGAAGUAGUCUUCAAAGUAGGAGGAUGGCUUCUUACUCCCCCCCAGGUUACAGCCUGAUCCCCCUCCAAGCUUAAUGGCACAGUGACAGUCCGACGCUUUUGUGAAGGUUAAGCAUGACUGCGGCAGCCGGUGUGCUAACAGGCUUGGCCAAGCUAAAACGCCAGGACUCUGCCCGCUCUCAGCUUCGACCCGGACAGCCUUCAUCCCCUGGUGUAGGGAACCCCGUCCCAGAGGCUGCUCCCAGAAAAAGAAAACGACGCACUGAUGUUGUGGUGGUACGUGGCAGGCUCCGCCUCUACUCUGCCUCUGGGUUUUUCCUCCUCCUGGGACUGGUCAUCUUAGGCAUAGGGAUCUGCAUGGCGACGCUGGGUUACUGGCCGCACGGGGAAACCACACCCUUGGCCAAAUCAGCGACUGGAGAGGGAUCAAAGACAGCAGCAGCUGGAGGAGACAAGUCAUCUUCCACAGGUGAAGGAGAUGGAGCCAAGAUGUCCGUCACAGAGAGGGGUACCGCCUCCAAGCAGACAGGGGGGGCUCUGACGAGGUUCCUGGAACAGCAUCUUCACUCGGAGCGGAUGAAGAUGUUCGGGCCUUUCACCAUGGGCAUCGGGAUUUUUAUCUUUAUUUGUGCUAAUGCCAUUCUUCAUGAAAACAGAGACAGAGAAACAAAGAUCAUCCAUAUGAGAGACAUGUACUCCACAGUUAUUGACAUCCAUCGCCUCAGGCAGAAGGAGCAAAAACAACAACACCGCAACAGCGCCUAUGCAAGAGAAGGCUUCGGAGUUGAUAACGCAGCUCGACGGGCCAGCAACUCUCUCCUGGCGUUCUCCUCUCGCGCUGGAGGAGGCUCUACAGAGGAGGAGGUGCUGUUGGGUGACGAGUUUUACAGACAGAGAGAGCAGGCUAGGUUGGAUUGUAGCUUUGCGGGGCUGCUGGCGCCGCUCUACAAAGAUCGGCCCAUGUUUGGGCCCGGGCUGGGUCGCUCAGAUUCCAUGCACCAUCAGUGGUCGGUGGACGGAGAAGGAGAGAAGGGAGGACACCAUGCUCGCUCUAUCGUCUCCUCCUCCAUCUCUGCUUUUACUCUCCCUGUUAUAAAGCUCAACAACUGCGUUAUUGAUGAGCCGGAGAUGGAGGUGAUCACUGAGGAGGACAGGGCAGGAGAGAGGAGAGACAGGGAGAGGGCGCAGCCCCUGAGCUCCAUGGAGUCACUGGUGGUUCCCAUAGCAUCGGUUGCCAAGGCCUCCAAACCACCGAGUUUACACCGAAGUAACUCGGCCUCCUCCUCAUCCCACUGCUCCUCUAUGUCCUCGUCCUCCCUCUCCCCGGCUCCCUCCUCUACCUCAGGCUGCUGGCUCUCCCCGGGAGCAGCCAGGAGUGACUUUGGCUCCAACAACUCUCUGCACAUGCUCAGCAGCCACUCCAAAUCUCUGGACCUGGAGCGCGGGGCGUGCAUGCUCAGCGUGCACCCGGAGCAGCGCAAGCACCCCAGCUGGCCCCGCCUCGACCGCAGCAACAGCAGCCGCAGCAUCAGCGGCAACCGGAGCAACAGUAAAGGUUACAUGCGGCUGGAGGACAGGGAGGAGCAAGGGGAGCGGCUGCUGGACGCGUCACCGGCCGCGACAGCGAGGCGCGACUACAGCAAGCGCGAGAAGCUGCUAAUGAUAUCGAGGUCGCAUAACAAUCUGAGCUUUGAACACGAGGAGUUUCACAGCAACACACUGAAGAGAGGCAGCUCUGAGACUCGAUUCUGAACUGAAGGUUGAGGACAGUUCUGUCCUGUUCUGUAAAUUGCUCUCAAGACUGUGCGAGUGUUUGUUUGA
This is a messenger RNA of Pleuronectes platessa (European plaice), 2456 nucleotides long. It is a transcript of the gene tmem200a, whose product is annotated as transmembrane protein 200A. The record is from RefSeq and is a predicted model, not a curated record. The transcript has 5 exons. Lineage: Eukaryota; Metazoa; Chordata; Actinopteri; Pleuronectiformes; Pleuronectidae. Bases 750 to 2387 code for a protein of 545 amino acids.